Physella acuta is the source of this 1158-nucleotide messenger RNA. Its product is annotated as protein SpAN-like. The record is from RefSeq and is a predicted model, not a curated record. NCBI's taxonomy places the organism in Eukaryota, Metazoa, Mollusca, Gastropoda, Physidae. Gene Ontology annotation, biological process: proteolysis. Gene Ontology annotation, molecular function: metalloendopeptidase activity.
AUGACAUUGAGACUGGUGAUGGAUCACAUCUCCAGCCGAUUGUGCAUCACCUUCAGUGACGUCACCCAAACCUUCGACCGAAAAGACCCCAAAUGGUUCACCAGCAACGGGUUCGAAACCAACUCGUACAUGAACAUUAAAACGACCAACGAGUGUGCAUCAGCUAUCGGACAGGGAACAGUUCCAGCACCUGUAAAAGUAACCCCAUGUAAUGGUUUUGUCAUUAACUUGCACGAAAUGUUUCACGCUAUUGGCGCCAUCCACACCCAACAAUCACCCAUCAGAGAUCGCUACUUGGACGUCCACCAUUCUCUGGUCAGGCCGGAAUAUGCUAGCACUUACAUAAAAGACACCAGAGAGACACUAGUGGCCGAAUACUUUGAUCCUUUUUCCGCUAUGAUGUACCUAGACAGGACCUGGCACCUUACUGGUCAGGAGACCUACACGCCAAUCAGAGAUGAUUUAUUCCAUACGGCACCGAGCUUCUCUGAAGAACACGUGCUGUUCAACGAAUUAAAUAAAAUAUACAGGUGUAACGAACUCUUCUGCAACAACGACCAGACGGACUGUGGCCCAGGCUACCACACGUUGAUCAAUGGACGGUGUCGCUGUGUCUGUCCGGAUGAGUUGGAUUACAACACCAAUUAUAGGACACACAUUGAUGGACCGUCGAAGAACAUCUCCUGGCCUGACACCCAAAUAAUUCUGUACGGAACAAAACGUUGCCCCACUGGAUUUGAACCCAAUCCUUCCAGUCUACCCCUCUCUGGAAGACACACGACGACUCUGGAACCUAUGCCAGAACCAUACAAAAUAAAAGACACAACUAUAACCAUUCUCCUGUGCAAAAAAUCCACGCCAGUCAAGAAGUCAGAUGUGAACUGGAGUUCUUGGCCAAGGGGAGGCGAAUUAUGUUUUGUCAAGCCUAGGGGACAAGACUGUGGGGGAGUGUUUCUUAACGGGGCUCUCGAGUUUGAGACAACAGAAGAAAGUCAUCCAGUAGGUGACAUCGGCAACAUCACCAUCAACGGCAACAUCGUCAGGAUCAACUACUGCUGCAAGGAUCGGGAACAUUACGGCCUGAUCACAGACCUGCCCAACUCAGAACCUUUUAGGCUGGUGGCUCAGUUUGGGGAAUGUCCCGUUGUUAAAGCAUAA